This is a messenger RNA of Physcomitrium patens, 4751 nucleotides long. Its product is annotated as helicase-like transcription factor CHR28. Gene Ontology annotation, cellular component: nucleus. NCBI's taxonomy places the organism in Eukaryota, Viridiplantae, Streptophyta, Bryopsida, Funariales, Funariaceae. Gene Ontology annotation, molecular function: ATP-dependent activity, acting on DNA; ATP binding. Gene Ontology annotation, biological process: DNA repair. The record is from RefSeq and is a predicted model, not a curated record.
GGACUCACUGUUGUCUGCAAGAACUCCAGAUUUCGUCGACAGAGCAUCGGGCUGAGCCAACGAGCGAAAGCGCGACGAAAUUUCGUCACGUGGUGCGCUGCUUCCGCCUUCGACGAGCUAAUGGGGAGGAAUUUCUUUAGCCACCAACGUGGACUCGAGGAUGAAUUUUUCAUGAACAACGUUUUGUGUGGAGGGACGGCUUUCGUCGGGCACAAUGGAAAGAAAGGUCGUCAGUCUUUCGUGGUUUGAACCGAUUGCGAGGAACGAUGCUCUUUCCAGGUGCGGGGCGAGUGUCUGCUCCAGUUUCUCGGCAUCGUCUUUGUCUGUAAUGUCAAUCCAGUGUCAGGGUGGUGACGGAACUCCCGCUUGCCCUUUGUCUGCAGACGAUCUUGAGGCGAAAUUUGGACCAAUAUGGUGUCGUAGAGAGGGUUGUGGACCAGUUUGAGGAGAAUUUUGUGAUGGUUUUGAAAGGGCGAGGGUUUGCUGUAGGUGAUGAUGGCGGACGUGGAAAUGGAACAGGGUAACCUGGGGGAGAUGGUCGAAAGAUUUCCAUGGGGAUUCCACAUGGGAGAAGCGAGAUUGAGAGGAGAUUUUGAUAGCAGUGAGUUAGGGCAGUAUGAUGGGGCAUGGGAGCUGGAGGAAGGUCCAAGGGAUUGGAUGCAAGUGGAUGUUAGUGAUGAUGAAGGUGUCAGUCAGCCGGUGCAGGAUGAGGCGGACGAACCCGAGGUUUUUAUUGAUGAUAUACUAAGUGUCAUUGAGGAAGAUUCAUCUUCGCUUAAUUGAUACAAUCAUACGUGCAAAUAUUUCUUGAUUUUUCUCAAGAUCUAUGGCUUUACCACAUCAGGCAGCACAAAACUCUAUUGUGGAUGAAGGAUCAGAUAAAACGAUGCUUCUUCUUGGGCCUCCUGUCUCGCAGCAAGAGAUGGAGAUUGCACCGCAUACACCUGCAGUGCCCGAGGGACAUUAUGACGUAGAUCCGGCGCCUUCAUUGUAUCAGACCACCCCAGAUCUCUCCUGGCAGCAUGAUUUGAAUGGGAAUGGAGAAGCUGGCCUCGAAGAUACUUCAGAUGAGAUACUCUCCUUGGACAAUAUAGGCAGGGGCACAAUAUGGUAUUUUAUAGAACCUACUCAAGAUCUCGAUUACGAAAGACCACAGAAAAAUGAUGGAUCUGUACUAGUUUCAAAUAGGACGUAUCUUGAAAGGCUUUCGCCCGGCGUAUCUAGGCCUAGUCGUUCUACUUCCAGUUCGCCAGUCACCAUGUUAGACAAUUCGUCAAGACACGAGUACGUGUUCGAAAAUCCUUUUGAGCGAAAGAGUAUGAUCCCAAGCACUAGGGAAUUAAACUUCAAUGGCCAUCCUAUUGUCGAUCUUUCAAGUGAUGACAGCGAUGGAGUGGAGGAGGAAUCUGAGCUGAGGGAGCUAAAUAGUGGAUUACGAAGAAAACGAAACUUGCUCAGCUGGGGCGGUGGUGGUAUGAAGAGACCGCGAGAGUCUAUACACCGGUAUUACAUGCAACCUAGUAGUCACCAGUACUCUGAAUUCCCUUUUUCGCAGAUUGCUAAAACGGCACCUGAAAUAUAUCCUUCUUUACACAGAACUCAAACUUGGGAUCCCAGCUCCAAGUACUCUUUGCAAUUUGGUAGACUAGAAGCCUCUGUUACCACUCCCACAUCUUUUAGGAGUAUUCCUGGUAAUGAAUCUCAUAAAAGUAUGUCUGUCUCUAGAGAUACUUUCUCAAGUAGCUGGAUAAGUUUAGCAACAAGGACUAGUUCUGGUGAGGUGAGCACAUCGUACGACAGGAGGGUGUUGCCUGGGACCAUGGCGAAUUCUAUAACAGGAUCAAUCAAUGGAACGGUCAUAGCUGCUGCAGUGGAUCCUGUGAAGCGGAGCGAGGAGUUAGCGAUCCAAGCUGUUGUCCAGGCUUUUUCAUUAGGGGAUGAAAAGGAAGAGGCAACUCCUGAUCAAGACCUUUUAACCAUGACACUUCUCAAGCAUCAGAGGAUAGCGCUGGCGUGGAUGGUGAACAGAGAAAGUGGUAGCCACGAACCUUGUGGAGGCAUUUUAGCUGAUGAUCAGGGGUUGGGUAAAACUAUAUCUACUAUUUCUCUUAUACUGAAGAAUAGGGCUCCGGUUCAAAAAUCAGGUUCAAGCAGUGUACAGUCUCUUCGACCGGAGGGUUCUACAGUUGAUCUUGAAGAUUACGAAGACGAAGAAGAGCAAGCAUCACAAGAAAGAAAACUCGAAACUAGGCAAUGUUCAUCAUCUCCUAACGAAAAUGGCUCUCAGCAACAGCUGGACGAUCCUAGGUCCAGCCAAUCAUCGAAUAAAGGCAGGCCAGCUGCUGGAACUCUUGUUGUAUGUCCUACCAGUGUUUUGCGUCAGUGGGCGCAAGAGAUUAGAGACAAGGUUGCUACGAAGGCAGGCUUAUCAGUCUUGGUGUACCAUGGGAGCAAUCGGAUAAAGGAUCCGCAGGAAAUUGCCAAGUUCGAUGUGGUUCUUUCGACUUACUCAAUUGUAAGCAUGGAGGUUCCAAAGCAGGCACUUCCCGAAGAGAGAGAUGAAGAAAAUAGGAGGAAUGGUUCUGAAUAUGAGUUCGUCCCUUUCACAAAACCUAAAAAAGAAAAGGCUAAGAAGGGAAAGGUCAAAGGUAAAGGAGCAGGUGCAGACGGCGAUACUCCUGACUCUGGACCUUUGGCCCGGGUCGCUUGGUUUAGAGUUGUCCUGGAUGAAGCUCAGAGUAUUAAGAACUACCGAACCCAGGUUUCUCGUGCUGCAUGGGGUCUUCGAGCUAAAAGGCGAUGGUGUCUUAGUGGAACGCCUAUUCAGAACUCCGUGGAUGAUCUCUUUAGCUACUUCCGCUUUCUUCGUUACUCUCCAUGGGAUGCCUAUGAAAAGUUUCAGCGUGACAUAAAGGAGCCUGUUGGGCGGAACCCAAGUGAAGGCUAUAAAAAGCUUCAAGCAAUUUUGAAACCGGUAGUUUUGAGGCGUACCAAAACUUCUCUUCUUGAUGGAAAGCCCAUAGUCAAUCUACCUCCAAGAAUCGUAAAACUCCAGCAAGCAGAAUUUAGUUUGGAUGAGCGAUCCUUUUAUGAAAACUUGGAGAUCGAAUCACGGGAACAGUUUCAGAUGUACGCUGCAGCUGGAACUGUUCAGAAUAAUUAUGUGAACAUUCUUUGGAUGUUGCUGCGGCUUCGUCAGGCAUGUGAUCAUCCUAUGCUUGUCAAAAAAUGUGCCAAGGGUGAAGCUUUUCAGAAAACGACUAUAGAUGCAGUUCGGAAGCUCCCCCUUAGUCUGCGUAGUGAACUAAUUCAGUGCUUGGAAGGUGGUAGGACGAUUUGUCACGUUUGCCAGGAUGCACCUGAAGAUCCAGUGGUCAGCAUAUGUGCGCAUGUGUUCUGUAGACAAUGUAUAUCUGAGCAGAUGAAUGGCGAUGAAACCUGCCCGUCCCCCAAGUGCAAGAGAUCACUCAACAACUCCUCGUUAUUCACACUUUCUGCUUUGAAGGACCUAGGGGUUGGUGGAGUUGAAAACCUUGGAAAUGAAGUGAAAAGCAUAGAGCCUGCCGUGACAGAGGUGGAACAAACUUGGAACACAUCUUCCAAGAUUGAUGCUAUGAUGAAUACAUUGCAGGCCUUGCCAAAAAUAAGUGUUCUUGUAGAGGAUGGAAAGAUUGUCGAGGGAUCUAAAGCAGAAUUAUUAUUGAAAUCAGAAGCUUUGGAAAUCGAGCAGGGUGAAACCCUGGGUACGGGUUUACGAGAGGUUUCUGAGUCGAUUAAAAUCGAGAAGGUUGACUCGACUGAAAAGGCUAUUGUAUUUUCACAAUGGACUAGCAUGCUUGAUCUUCUAGAAUUACCAUUGAAGAAAUCAGGAUUAUGCUAUCGGAGACUGGAUGGCACCAUGUCGGUUGUUGCUCGAGAUCGAGCUGUCUCUGAUUUCAACACGCUUCCAGAGGUGACGGUCAUGAUUAUGUCUCUUAAAGCUGCAAGUCUAGGAUUGAAUAUGGUGGCUGCAAGUCAUGUGCUUUUAUUGGACGUAUGGUGGAAUCCCACCACUGAAGAUCAAGCAAUUGAUCGAGCACAUCGCAUUGGCCAGACGCGUACUGUAAAUGUCUCGCGAUUUACAGUUAAAAACACCAUUGAAGAUCGUAUUUUAGCAUUACAGGAACGGAAAAGACAGAUUGUGGCAUCUGCUUUUGGGGAAAAUGACGGAGGUGAACAAAAAAAUCGCCUGACAGUAGAGGACCUACGCUAUCUUUUCCGAGUCUAACUGACUCUAUCCUGUGUAUUUUAAUAUGACCGCUGUUUCUGACAUGUAUCAUUCCCCAAAUACAACUGCAGAAGUAGUGGACUUUGUCGGAAAUUGUUCUACAGGAGGACAGUUUUGCCAUUCUGGGGCCCAGGCGCGUAGCCUGUAGGGUAUCGGAUAGCCUCCUCAAACACGUCAAUUGAUCCCUUCCUUGGUAGUGACCUCUAACCUUGUAGUCACUAUCUUGAUGACAAUUAUUUCCAAGGUUGUGUAUCGUCUUAUAGUUUCAGAUUGCAGGUCUGUGAAACCUUACAGCUCAAGUCUCAUUCCUGAGUUACCUUGUAGCCAAUUGGAAUACCCUGAAAGCGCCAACAGUGGAUUACUGAGGAGGCAUUCUUUUUUUCAUUUUGUACACUAGUUCGUAUUGGAAUGAAAUCUUAGCUUAGUGGUUCUGAUUAAAUUUUGCAAAACGCCAAGUAUCUAUAAUAUUCUGAAAUUUCCGUCA